AAAAUCUCUCCUUCUCUCCAUACAUACACAGCAUACAUACACAGCAGAAAGACAUUGUACGGCUGUGUAUGCAGAGUCAGGAGAGCAGGAAUUACAGAGAGAGCGCCCCUUUUCUCCAGCUUUAAUGGCGUGAGACAGUGUGUAAUUGUGUGCUACUACAUUAUACCGUUGUAGUAUAAUCAAUUAAGCAAUCCUUUCAUAUUUGCAUGCUACACCAUCUCUUUUCCAGAAAUUAAUCCCUAAACCGAAACCACCUAAAAGAAGAAAUAAAUUAAAGCAGAAACCAAAGUCCUUUUUUCCUUGAACCGAAAACAAAAUCAAUGCCUUUUCAAAUCUCACUGCCCCACUUUUCCAUAAUUAUCACUCCAACUUUCGCUGAAAAUCGCUAAAUCUCUUUGUAUUUUGAUUAUUGUGUUUUUUUUCACCUUUGAUUUGUUGUUCAAUCUAGUGUUGUAAUUUUUCUAGUUUUUGUGUGUGUGGGGGGUUUCUCUGUUUGUGUGUGUGUGUUUUAGCGCUUGUUGUGUGCGUGUGUUUUUGUGAUGUUUGAGGGAGUGAAGAUUCAUCCCAAGGCUGCGGAGAGCAUGAAGGGAGACGAUGAUGAUGAGCUGGAAAUGUUACUCGGUAAGAUCUCUCCUGCAACAGAACCCUUUAAUCUCCAUUCCGAUGCACAUCGCCAUCAGCAUCAGAGUAGUAAUCAUGUCGAUCGCGGCUGUGGUAAUGGAUUUCGUUAUGGUCAUGCAUCACGUGUGGUUCACAAAAGGAAUAGCCAUGGCUGUGGCUAUGACGACGGUGUAGAGCUCUUUGAGCGCACCUAUGCGCGUGAGUCUUCUUCCCCUGUUAGUGGAUUUCCUGUGAAACCUACCGAUGGUUCUUCAUCGAGUCUGUUCCGUGGCGGCGCGCGGUCAUUGUAUGGGACUGGAUCGCAUUUGGAAGAACUGAAAGCCUUUUGGCCGGAUGAGAACAAAUUGUUCGGUGAUUUUGAUUUGUCGAGAAAUUUUAGUAAAAUGUACGUUACUGAUGAGGAGGAGUUCCCUAACGGUGUCCAAUCUUGUGAGGCAGCUCCGAAUGGAGGGGUUCUGAUGAAUUUUGAGAGUUACGAGGCGUUUGAUGAUCAUAGGAAGGGGUUUUUGGGGCGCAGGGGGUUUAGCUUCUCCAGUGCCAGAGGGCAUUCCAGGAUUCAGGGGGAGAACGGUUCUGCAUUUUUGGAAAUGCAGCGUGAUUCGAGGAGUGGUGAUCUGUGGCAUUCACCUGGUCGGUUUGAUGGAAUGUUUUCCCCGUCAGGUUUUGGAGGUAAUGUGUUUGGAGAUGGCAGUUACCCUCAGGGGUUUGUGGUACCGGGUGUGUCCUCGGGUUUAAAGAGGUCUUCAGUUGGUGACACUUUUCGUUGUGCUUCACGAAAUGGGAUGAAUCUGGUUGACGGAAGGGAUGCUUUUUAUUCACCUAAUGUGGUUCAGUUGACGCACAUUCUGCCACGUUGUGGUGAAGAAAAUGUACUACAGUACCAGCCAUCAGUGCCUAAUGGACGAACCAAAGUGCCUCCCCACGUUAGAGUGCCUCAAGUGGGUAUUGAUACCUUUUCCAGUGAGGAUUGUUUGAUCAUUCAGGGGGAGGGUGUAAAUUAUGGGAUGGAUAGAGGACACAAGCAUUUAAGGGGAAACAAUCCGAGGGGCCUUCAUCAUCAGAAGAAUGCUGCUGAGAAGACUGAAGAGAGGUUGCUGCUAAAUGGCUGUCUUGGUGUUACUGCAGUUCGUGAUGGUUACCACAGUCCAAGGAUGGUCUGUCCUCCCUCCGUACCUUCAAAGUGUAGCUCCCUUGCAGAGGCUCAGGGAUUCAUACAUGACAUUGCAAAGGACCAUCAUGGUUGUCGGAUUUUGCAAAGGAUAUUUGAACAUGGAACUUCUCAAGAUGUGCAGAUAAUAUUCAAUGAGAUAAUUGACCAUGUUGUUGAGCUUAUGGUUAAUCCAUUUGGAAACUAUCUUAUGCAAAAAUUGUUGGAAGUAUGCAAUGAAGAGCAGACAACACACAUAUUGCUAAGGUUGACUGAGGAGCAGGGGGAACUUGUUAGGAUCUCUCUGAACACGCAUGGCACUCGGGUGGUUCAGAAAUUAAUCGAGACACUUAAAACAAGACAACAAGUAUCACUUGUUAUCUCAGCUCUUGAGCCUGGUUUCCUUGCACUUAUCAAGGACUUAAAUGGUAAUCAUGUUGUUCAGCGGUGCUUGCAAUGCUUCACUAAAGAAGAUAGUAAGUUCAUUUUUGUUGGUGCUGCAAAGUACUGUCUGGAUAUUGCAAUGCACCAGCAUGGGUGCUGCGUUCUGCAGCGAUGCAUCACACAUUCCACGGGAGAAUUUCGAGAAAAUUUGGUUGCUGAGAUUUCAGCAAAUGGACUCCUACUUGCUCAAGAUGCAUUCGGAAAUUAUGUCGUUCAGUUCAUUUUGGAACUCAAGAUCCCAUCCGCCACAUCCAAGCUGACACGCCAGUUUGAGGGUAACUAUGUGCACCUAUCAAGACAAAAGUUUAGCAGCCAUGUAAUUGAAAAGUGCCUUGUGGUAUGUAAUGAUGAAACACGGUCAAAGAUCAUCCAUGAAUUGCUCUCUGCCCCUUACUUUGAGCAGUUGAUUCAGGAUCCUCAUGCAAAUUAUGUUGUCCAAACAGCUCUUCGAGUUACUGAGGGAUCUGUACACAGUUCUUUACUGAAUGCAAUCGAAUCAUACAAGAUGGUCUCAAGGAAUAGUCCAUAUUCCAAGAGGAUCUUCUCUCAUAAGGUUUUGAAGAGGUGAACUGCAGUCUCCUUCCAGUGUUGUCUGAGUCCGACUCCAUAUCCUAACAUGCUCCACGUGUGAUUAGUUUGCUGUCACUCGUGCUCAGAAAGGACCAGAUCUUUUGUCAAUCUUGCUCAAAACUGCUUUGGCCCAGGUUUUUGCUUACCAGAAGAGUGUAAAGAAACGCAAUCAUUCCUCUAGUCACUUGAAACACAGGAUUGCUGGAUUUGUAUAAUUGUUUUUUGUUGUCAAGUGUACGCUCGAGUUAAGUUUUAUCCACGCACUCGUUGGAUACUCUCCAUUUGACUAACUUACAGUGUAUAUAGGCCGAAGUUAUGCAGUUUAAUUUGCAA
Molecule: messenger RNA, 3115 nt
Organism: Salvia splendens (bonfire salvia)
Lineage: Eukaryota; Viridiplantae; Streptophyta; Magnoliopsida; Lamiales; Lamiaceae
Exons: 5
Coding region: 540-2780 (746 amino acids)
Biological process (GO): post-transcriptional regulation of gene expression
Cellular component (GO): cytoplasm
Molecular function (GO): mRNA binding
Source: RefSeq, a predicted model, not a curated record